Adineta steineri is the source of this 1254-nucleotide messenger RNA. The record is from the annotation of a GenBank genome assembly. NCBI's taxonomy places the organism in Eukaryota, Metazoa, Rotifera, Eurotatoria, Adinetida, Adinetidae.
AUGAACCAUUCUCCAUCUGUUAAAAUCACUAAGACUAAGAAACGUCGAUCAAAUGGUCAUCGACGUGUAAAACGUAACAGUAGCAAUGUAAGUGUUACUCGAAUAAAAUCUGUAGCUUCAACAUCAUCGAAAAACAAAGAUAAGAUAUUAGUAGUGGAGAAUGUUGAUACAAUUCCAGCAUCAUCUAAUAAACCUAUAUCGUUGUCAUCAAGCAAAACAAGAGAAAGACCACUAACUACAGUAUCAGUGACAACUAUUUCAAAUGUUCAAUCUAUAAAAAACAUUACUAAUAAAUCAUCCGGAAACAAUACAUUACCUCUGCAACAAUCGAGUGUAUCUAAAUCAUAUAUGGCUAAAUCCAUUCAAGAUAAUAUUAAUACACAAAGACCUCCAUCAUAUAUUCAUCAGCCACGACUUCCAUCAAAUACGACAACUCAAUCAUUUGAUUCAAAUAAUAAAACAGUUGGUCUUAGUAGUUUAGCAUUUGACAUAGGUGAUCGUCGAGAAAUUUAUACCAUUGGAGAGAGAAAAGGAAAUAAAAACAAAAAAUAUCGAUGUCAAAAAUGUCCACGUCGUUAUUUUGUGAUCUUUGGCUUAGCUGCACUCUUUAUUGUCGGUAUUGUUAUUGCAUUACCUAUUGCAAUAACUGCAUCAAUGACUACUACUACCACUACUACUACUAGAACAAGUUCAACAAUAUUAACAACCGCCGGUACUCCUACAACUACAGCAGCUACUAUUACAAUUACAUCAAAUAUAUGUACAUCACAUUUGACAGGCAUUACACAAAUAGCUCAUUGUGAUAGUUGUUCAGUAGAAUUGACUUAUCAAUUCUUAACAUAUAAUUACGUAGCAAUUGCUAAUAUAACUCGAAUAAUAUUUGGAUUUCGACGAGUUUCUGGUUAUUGGGGAGUUGAUGAUGUUUCAAUUCGUAAUACAGCAUCACCAAAUACUGAACUUCUUACUAAUGGUGGUUUUGAAUCGGGUAAUUUUUCUUCAUGGACUCUUUGUAUUCAAAGUGGAUCAUCUGGUACGGGAUCAGUUCAAUCAACAUCAAGUAAUAUAGCUUAUAAUAAUUAUACAUUUGCUGCUCGCUCAGGAUCCUAUUAUUAUUUGGGUGGAGCAAUCGGCCAAGCUGAAUAUAUUACUCAAACAUUUCCUAGUGUUAUUGGAAAUAGUUAUAAUUUUAGUUUUGCAUACAUUUAUGCCGGUAGUGGAUCAUUAAGUAGUGGCGAUUUUUUAGUUAGUACUUGA